Messenger RNA from Drepanopeziza brunnea f. sp. 'multigermtubi' MB_m1, 792 nucleotides. RefSeq lists its product as uncharacterized. Lineage: Eukaryota; Fungi; Ascomycota; Leotiomycetes; Helotiales; Drepanopezizaceae. The record is from RefSeq and is a predicted model, not a curated record.
AUGCCCCCCUUCCCGGAUUUCGGCGACACCACCCGUUUUCCCCCCUUCCUGGCUUGCCCCCCAGCCAACAGCAGCGACAACAACAAUGAUACCCAUAAAUUACCACCUCUAGCUCCUCCUGCUACCGACGACCCAAUAACAAGCAGGAGCAACAGUGGCAGUGGCACAGCUAGUACUACUCCCUCUACCACCACCACCAGCAGCAGCAGCCCUGCAGGCACAUCAUCAUCAUCAUCACCACCAUCAAACUACUACCUCCUCGGCACCAUCGCCGAGAACAUGACCGUCUCGACAUCACCAACCUUCAUCCUCCACGACCGCGCCGGCACCGCCUUCGCGCUGACGCUGCGCGUGCCCCCGGCCCAGCGCCGGGACGACGUGCCCGGCGGCGGGUUCGACGCCCGGCGGUUCCGGCGGGGGGUCACGCUGGUGGUGCCCGGCGCGCGGCGGAGCGGGAGCGGGAGGGAGGGAACGGAGGGGAAGGCCGGGUUUGUGGAGGUGCCAAGUGGGGACGUGAGGAUGGUCCCGACCAGCGUCGAGAAGCUGCUCGCGAUGAGCGCGCAGGAGAAAGACAGGGCGGACGCCCUGGCCAGCGGGGAGGAGGAAGAAGAGAAGGAGGAGAAGGGAUGGUGCCAGGGCUGUCGAGAGGUGAAAGCCGUAGCGGCUCUGGCACGGUGUAAGGGGUGUGGGAGCGUCUGGUACUGCGACAAGAACUGUCAGACCACAGGCUGGAGCGAGAAAGGCCACAAGAGCGACUGCAAGGUUUUCAGAGCCGUGGAGGAGAUUUUUUGA